GGUUCCGAGAAGUGCGCACGCGCACUGACCUCGGCGGGCCCUAGCAACCAGAGCAGUGACAGUAGCAACGGCCGGAAUGGCAAAAGCAACAACAAUCAAAGAAGCUCUAGCCAGAUGGGAAGAGAAAACCAGUCAGAAGCCAUCUGAAGCCAAAGAGAUAAAGCUUUAUGCUCAGAUUCCCCCUAUAGAGAAGAUGGAUGCAUCUCUGUCCACACUUGCUAAUUGCGAGAAGCUUUCACUGUCUACAAACUGCAUUGAAAAAAUUGCCAACCUCAAUGGCUUAAAAAACUUGAGAAUAUUGUCUUUAGGAAGAAACAACAUAAAGAACUUAAAUGGACUGGAAGCAGUAGGGGACACAUUAGAAGAACUGUGGAUCUCCUACAAUUUUAUUGAGAAGUUGAAAGGGAUCCAUGUAAUGAAGAAAUUAAAGAUUCUCUACAUGUCUAAUAACCUGGUGAAAGACUGGGCUGAAUUUGUGAAGCUGGCCGAACUGCCGUGCCUGGAAGACCUGGUGUUUGUAGGCAAUCCCUUGGAAGAGAAACAUUCUGCGGAGGGGAACUGGAUUGAAGAAGCAACCAAGAGAGUUCCCAAACUGAAAAAGCUGGAUGGUACCCCAGUAAUUAAAGAGGACGAGGAAGAAGAUAACUAACACCAUGUUUUCCGCUUCAUGUUAACUUAUUUAAACGUCAUAAGAACAAUAGAUAAGUUUUGUAUAAUUGUCUAUUUUAAAGAUUCUGUGUGGGGCAAAAGAUUAUUAAGAUAAAACAAAUCUCUCAUUCCUAUCUUUUUUUAAACCUAUUGAGUGUUUCUCCCCCCAAAUAGUAACAGUAACACCAACUUCAUAUAGUCUAGUACUUUUUUUAGAAAUUCAGAUUUUCAAUUUUUGUCUUUAGUCCCAAUUGUGUACUUCGUGGCCCCAUCUACUGAAACUUUUUAUAGACUAGUCAUUUUUAACAAAAAAGAAUAACAAAUACGGUUCUUUAUUCAA
Molecule: messenger RNA, 988 nt
Organism: Panthera uncia (snow leopard)
Lineage: Eukaryota; Metazoa; Chordata; Mammalia; Carnivora; Felidae
Gene: DNAL1
Product: dynein axonemal light chain 1
Exons: 8
Coding region: 77-649 (190 amino acids)
Cellular component (GO): cytoplasm
Molecular function (GO): protein kinase binding
Source: RefSeq, a predicted model, not a curated record